Messenger RNA from Petromyzon marinus (sea lamprey), 3773 nucleotides. RefSeq lists its product as uncharacterized. Gene Ontology annotation, biological process: cellular response to hypoxia; peptidyl-proline hydroxylation to 4-hydroxy-L-proline. Gene Ontology annotation, molecular function: peptidyl-proline 4-dioxygenase activity; L-ascorbic acid binding; ferrous iron binding. NCBI's taxonomy places the organism in Eukaryota, Metazoa, Chordata, Hyperoartia, Petromyzontiformes, Petromyzontidae. Gene Ontology annotation, cellular component: nucleus; cytoplasm. The record is from RefSeq and is a predicted model, not a curated record.
GGCGAGGACCUCAAGGGCUCGAGGAGUGCACGAGAGAGAGAGAGAGGGCUUGCGUGUUGUGAUCGUGGCGCACGCGCACACACGGCUGGGAGAGGCUGCCGCCGCCGCCGCGUGUGUGGAUGUUCUCCACCGCUCAUCCGGGCAUGAGCAGCAAGAAUGCCGCGUGGCCACCGCGCCCGUGCCUCCAUCCAACAGCAGCAGCAACAGCAGCAGCAGCAGCAUCAUGAAGAGACGCCACGAAACCGGGCAGUACGAGCUGCCCAACCGCGGGGUGCUCGGUGCAAAGAGGGCACGCUUAGAUCUCAACGGGCCACCCACGAUGCCCGGCCACGACCCACUCGGACAAGAGGAGGAGGAGAACGAGCAAGGGGAAGAUGUGGAAGAAAACGAGGGCGUUUACAAAAACUUUCCGGGUCUUGCAGACUGGGACUGGGUUCGGGAUGUGGGGCCGCACGGUGCUUCUGUGCCCGGGUGGCCGUCCCUAGGAUCACCCGUAGCCGAGCUCUUCAACGUGCCCGGGAGCGCUCUGCCGGGAUCUGAGCGCAAGUGCAAUGCGCCUUCGCUCGAGGAAGGACCUUCUGAUGAUGGCGGUGGCGGUGGUGCGAACCGGAGAGCGCCGACCUGCCGUAGGCUGAGCCGGAGAGGUCACGUCGCCGGGAAAGUUUGUGCUCGUUCGCAUCCGGAGAUGUUCGUGCCGAGCGGUGCAUCUUGUGGCAACGCGUUCCUCCGUGGAGGAUAUGGAGGGGACGAUGUGAUACUCGGAGAAAGCACGACGCUCGGAGGACACGGAGGAGAUGUUGCACAUGGAGAAGUGAGAGGAUGUGCAGGCCAUAGAGAAGACGUCAUAUAUGGAAGGGUUGGAAGAUAUGAAGGAGCCAUAACACAUGUGGAAGAUAGAAUUUACGGAAGAGAUGUACCACAUGGAGGAACUAAAGAGUGUGUUGGUGGAGAUUUACUCCAUGGGGGAGAGGAAAGACAUGGGGCACAUGGGCAAGGGGGAGGAUAUUAUGAAAAUAUGGCACAUGGUAGCAUCGGGGGACAGGGGGAGGAUAUAACGCAAGGAGGAGAGGGGGGUUAUGGGAGAAAUGUAACACGUGGAGAAGAAAGGAGAUACGGGCAGGAUGUAAUACAUGGAAGACAACGAGAAGUUGGAGAAUUAUCCCAUGCGGGAGAAGGACGUGAAAGAGACCCGCCACAUGGAGGAUUUCCAGGAACUGUAACACAUGGAGGUGGAACACGUGGAGAAGACGUAACGCACGAAGGCACUGGACAGCAAGGAAGACAUGGUGGAGACGGAGGACAUGGAGGUGUUGCAUAUGGGGGUGAAGACGUAAGUGAAGGACAUGGAGGAGCUGGAGAUGGACCCGAGGUGGAGUGGUGUAGACGAUGGUGGGAUGCCAACUCCAGCCACGGCACACAGUUCUCCAAACCUCCAUCCUAUCACCCAGACUCUGAGCGAGAUAUACAUUGCAAUCAUCAGCAGCAGUAUCAUCAGCACGGAGGACCUAUGGUGCCAAGUCAUGUUCCUCCCCUGCACCAUAACAGUCAUCACACGAAUAAUCAUGAUCCAGAUUAUUAUCAUGACAAUAGCUAUAAUGUACAUCCUCAUCAGCAGCAGCAGCAUCAAACUCCUGAGCGACUACAGGUGGAGUGUAACGGAGGCCCGGCAGCAGCAGCAGCAGGAGGAGGAGGAGGAAGCUCCUUGCGGGACAUGGCGCUGGGGCUGGUGGUGCCACACAUGGAGAGAUUUGGAUUCUGUAUUCUGGACAGAUUCCUGGGAGAGGAGAGCGGCAGUUACGUGUUGGCCGAGGUGCAGGGCCUGCGCACGGCCGGGCUGUUGCGCGCGGGCCAGCUCGUGAGUCCGCGCCACGACUCCGCCGUGGUGCGCGGGGACCGGACGGCCUGGGUGGACGGCCGAGAGGCCUCGUGCCCCGCCACUGGCCGCCUGCUCGCCGCCAUGGACGAGCUCGUGGCGGCCUGCGGACGUCGCCUCGGCGGCUACACCAUCACCUGCCGCACUCGGGGCAUGGUGGCGUGCUACCCGGGCCGUGGCACGGGCUACGUGCGCCACGUGGACAACCCCACGGGCGACGGGCGCUGCGUCACCUGCAUCUACUACCUGAACCAGCGCUGGGAGACCAAGCAGCUGGGGGGCGUUCUGCGGAUCUUCCCCGGGGGCGGCCUGGAGGGGCGGCCGGCCGACGUGGAGCCCAGGUUCGACCGACUUCUCCUCUUCUGGUCGGACCGGCGGACGCCCCACGAGGUGCUGCCCACGUUCGGCACGCGGUUCGCCAUCACCGUGUGGUACUUUGACGCGGAGGAGCGAGCCCGGGCAAAGCAGCGCUACCGGUCAACUGUCGGAGAGAAGGAGCCGUCGGUGCAGCUUACAGCCGCUCACAGCCAGCGAUGAUGGAUGGCGACAGAGCCUGCCAAACUGGAAGCCUCGGUCCAUUCGGAGGCACGAGGAGAGACACUCGCCCUCCCCGCUUCUGUGUAUAGUUCACAACCUCCGAUUUCCGCAGCCAAAUAUGUGCCACAGCCGUGCCAGCGUGAAGCUGGCCAGCCCCGUCUUUCCACGUAGCCGCUGUGACCACCAUAGUUUUCUUUCCAUCUUCCACGUCCAUCCGUCUGUCCCUGCUCUUCCGCCUCCUCCUCCCUAUACCCCCUGCACCCUAGCGGCCGGCCCAGGAAGGGCACACGGUCGCCGGACAGGAAACCAGGCAAGGUCAAAGGGUCGGGUGACGGUAUGGAAGCAGGACAACACAACUAUUGGUUUAAAAAUUUAAACAAUGUUGAAAUGUAAGGAUAGUUGUGUGCAUUGUGCAUUUAAAUGUUGUAGCUUUUUUAUUGCAUUGUUUUAUAAUUGGAUGACAAUUAUAGAAGCACAACUUUAACAAGCUGAAAAAACGAAAUGUGGCAGAGGAACUAAUGGCGAAGCUGCCUACACAUGCAUGGGCAUUUUUUUAAUAUAUAACUUUUCAAUUUUACUUUUGGAAUUUUUAUUGUGCAUUGAUGAUUAGUAAAACUGCAGUAUUGGGAAGGAGGCAUGCUAUGAAUGUUCGGGAAGUUUAAAGAGGACCCUGCAUUAAGAAUGUUGAAUAACUAUAUUUAGUAAGCCUAUAGUACUUGAUUUCUGCAAUUAAAAGGCGACAAUUUUACAGGAGAAAUGUUAUCUCCCAAACGUAGUAUUUUAAGAGGCAUCACUGGCUUUAAAUUGCGCAGAUAUUACUUGUGGAUAGUGUGAAAUGUACUUGAACAAAUGCCAUGUUCUGUUUUUCAAUUUUAGAAAGUGGUCGAUUUUAGCCCACACUUUAGAAGUUUGUGGUGAGAUGUGGAGGUCUUCGAGUUCAUAGGAAUGUGUAGGUAAUGUUCAGUGCACUACAGUAGUGGGUCAUUUAAUCAAAUCUAUAAAUGCCGAGAAAACCCAUCGUAACAGCCGAAUAGCGUGGGCUGGAAACCCCACAACACACGUAGAAGAGUGUACAAAAACCACUCGGUCUUUGUGCGAUAUGCUAAAUCCCACAGCAGCUCCUUAAGAACUGAAUUGUGAUCUUCUUGUCUUAGGUCACCAUCAAAAUAAAUGUUAGCCAAUGUGAACGACUAGCAGAACCAUCGGCCAUACCUGAUCUCCUGGGAGUACUGCACGGAUGCCAUGGUGGGAUAAAUAUCCCAAAGCUGAAGAUGACACUUCCCCCAACUGCAUCCACAAGUCGCUGCUCAGUCGAGCAAAUUUCAAUUUCAAUGACAUUUAUUAAAACCAAAGCGUCAUCCCA